GCCAUUUUGAAUUUUGGGUCUUUUUUCCAACAUAUCAAACAUUCCGGAGUAAGACAAGAUAAAUGGUACAAUAAUAAGAACUGAAUGGGUCUUAGGGAAAAAAAUGACGUUCCAUCCCUGGAGAAGUUUAUCAUGGUCGCAAAAAUGACAAAAUCUUCGUAACUGUGUCUGAAGAUGCGCUGUGUUAUUCCAGGCAGAUCAGUGAAAUUGUUCGCGAAAGCAAUCCAUUGUUUAUCGAAGAUUGGUAAUGAGCUGUAUCUGGAGGCUCUUUCAGAAGGGCUUGCAUUAAGGACAGUCAGCUCAUGUCGCUCUGCAUAUGCUUGUUUUCUUUUCAAUGAGAGUUUUUUCAUUAGUUACGAUGGUGGAUCAAAUGAACUGCCAGAGGACUCUGAAGAAGAGGAUUUAAUCAAAUGCAAGAUUGCCACAAAGUCGUGCCUGUCAGCUUUUAAAUCUGUGAACACGAUUGAGAAAACAGUGGAUCAGUGCAAGAUUGAUCUGAAUGUCAGAGAGGCCAGGCUGGUUUUCCUGUUCUACUGCAGACAUGGCAUUACAAAGACUUACAACUUAACAUUUCAAGAGUGUGAAACUUUGCAAGCUGUGUUUGCAAAAGACUUGUGUCCAAAUUUUAUGACAACUCAAGCCAAAAUCCUCAAUGAUGUAGUGUUUAAUUUCCCAAGCAACCAAGAAGAAAUCACUCUUGUCGUCUGUCCUGAGACCUUAAAAGUCAAGAAUUAUGUGGAUGAUGAGCCUGACCCAAAUCGAGUCAUACACACAGAAAUGAUGCUGGUCCCAGAAGAGUUUGAUAACUAUCAAAUUGGAGUUGAUACAGAGGUUACAUUUUGUCUCAAGGAACUAAGGGCUAUUUUGACAUUUGCUGAGUUUGCAAGUCAACCAAUAAAUAUGCAUUUUGAAACCAGUGGAAGACCCAUAGUGUUCAGUAUGGAUGGAGACUCAACUUAUGAAGCUGACUUUGUACUGGCAACUUUAGUUGAUCACCAGUCCUCCACCCAAUCAUCUCAAGCAUCUGUCACAGCAGCACCCUGCACAUUGGCUAAAAGAGUUCCAAAAGACAAGGAUAUCAAAUGCUCUGCAAAAACAGAUCCAACAACAAAGCCUGAUCAUGUUAAACAGAAAGUUGGUGCCAGGUCACAUAACAACACAGUGCAGAACUCCAAGACCAACAAUCAUUACAAUGAGUCCAUGUUUAGUGAAGGCAAUAAUGAUGAUGACAUGGACAUGACAGAGACUGAUAAAGUCUUGUGUGAUGGUAAAGUUCCAGUGCAAUCUAAAAGUACUGAAGGAAAAGCUGAUAACAAGAAAGGUCAGAGGGAUUCUGAGACAGCCGCAGAGGUGACAAGCCAAAGAAGUAAAGAUGCCAGUAAAUCAGUUCUGGAUGACUUCUUUAGUGACUCAUUUCCUUAUCAAGAUGUGUUUAGAACUGGGAAGAAAGAUCUUUCAGUCAUCCCUGAGGCCAGUCAGGAAAGUGCUAACACUUCUGUCCGUGGUAGUGCUCGACCCAUACAGACCCCACCCAGUUCAGUUACAGAUGUAUCAUUUAUGAAGAAUUUGGACAUGCCCUCCCUGGGUGACAGUUGUAUCAGCUCUGAGGACAACUCGUUAAAUCCAAGUGGACACAAAAAGACAAAGAGACGUCAAGUGGUGCCUGAUGACAGCUUGAUGGAUGUAGAUGCUGAUGAAGAUUAUGAUUUUGUUCCGGGAACUCCGCCCCACAAAAAGUUUAAAUCUAUGUUUUUCGCCGCUUCUAAACAGCAAGGUGCGUUAGAAGGUGAAGUGCUUGCAGCAGAUAGCGAUGAAGACUAAAAACUUGUCACCCAAGCAUUGUUGAUGCCGCGGAGGUAACUCAUAGUCUCUGAAAAGAAAGGAAAAUAUUGCAAUCUGACUAAACCAUCUCUCAGUCAUAUCGGAAGCAUACCAAGAGGAAAGAGGAUAUGUACUUUUCGUUCUCUUGCUAGACCGGCCAUGAACACUCAACACUUUUUUAUGACAGUUCAGCUUGAAAUAGCUAUGUUACCAGCAAAUGUCUGACUUAUUUCUUGUCAGAUUUACAAAAAAUGUAACCAUGAAAGAUAGUCCUAACCCAACGUUUAAAAAAUGGUGACAGCUUUCACUUAAAUGCCUAUUACUUUAUAACUGAAGAAUACAUAUUGCAUAGUCAUUUCUUAGAGUCAUAUUUCAUCUUGAUCAAAUAAGGCCCUUUGACUUAUCGCUACUUCUUGUUUCAUUGAUGAAAGUCACUGAUGAAUCAUUGCAAAUAAAUAUUUACUUAAUGUCA
Stylophora pistillata is the source of this 2293-nucleotide messenger RNA. RefSeq names its product cell cycle checkpoint control protein RAD9B. NCBI's taxonomy places the organism in Eukaryota, Metazoa, Cnidaria, Anthozoa, Scleractinia, Pocilloporidae. The record is from RefSeq and is a predicted model, not a curated record. Gene Ontology annotation, cellular component: checkpoint clamp complex. Gene Ontology annotation, biological process: cellular response to ionizing radiation; DNA replication checkpoint signaling; mitotic intra-S DNA damage checkpoint signaling.